Molecule: messenger RNA, 522 nt
Organism: [Torrubiella] hemipterigena
Lineage: Eukaryota; Fungi; Ascomycota; Sordariomycetes; Hypocreales; Clavicipitaceae
Source: the annotation of a GenBank genome assembly
AUGGCAUCGCUGCGAAAAAUGAAUACGGCGCUUGAGCUGAAGCACCCGCGCUACUCCUGUCGCGUUCAAUCCAAGAGCGAGCCCAACAACUGGGAACAAGAAUCGUGCCAGGGCGACGACAACAACCAUGAUGCAGGUAAUCAGGCUGUAGCCGGUACUGCAGCUAGAGGAGCUCCAGCAAACCGUGGACAGUCGCAUCGACGCGUGUCGGCGCCUCCAACGCAACCCGGAUCCAACAUUCCACGACGCAAGCCGCCCAAGGCUACGCACACUCAAGUGCUUCGAGAUGUGCCAAGCGUGCCUGACCUUGGCGACGAAAACCAAAUUCAGCCUGUUGUCGAUGCCAAGUGCGACAAGACCGCCAACAAAGAUCAUGUCGGCACCGACGAGAACCGACCUCCGAUUAGCGACGGUGGGUUUCGCGGGCGUGGGCGGCGCGGCCGGGGCUUCUUUCGUAGCCGCAGAGGACGAGGCCUACGAGCAUCUCCAUCAGCAAAAGAUGGAGGCAUUGAUAAGGCGUGA